This is a messenger RNA of Chelonus insularis, 4484 nucleotides long. RefSeq names its product patatin like phospholipase domain containing sws (gene sws). The record is from RefSeq and is a predicted model, not a curated record. Gene Ontology annotation, cellular component: endoplasmic reticulum. The transcript has 9 exons. Gene Ontology annotation, molecular function: phosphatidylcholine lysophospholipase A1 activity. NCBI's taxonomy places the organism in Eukaryota, Metazoa, Arthropoda, Insecta, Hymenoptera, Braconidae. Bases 240 to 4229 code for a protein of 1329 amino acids. Gene Ontology annotation, biological process: phosphatidylcholine metabolic process.
GUUCAAGGAUGAAAAACAGAAGACAGUAAUGGUACAUUCAGCACAAAUGGCACUGGAUGACUCGAAUGAAGUGUCAAAGGUCGAUUAUAUUCUUUGAAUUUUUAUUUUAUUUUAUCCAUGACAUUUACUAAGUGUCAGUACACUCAAAACUUCAAUAAUAUUCUGACAAGAACGUGAUCUGUUACAUUAGAGACAAAACGAUUUGUAUACGAUUUUACAUGGAACGAUAAUGAUCACCGAUGGUAGCAGCUAUGGAAGUUAUAGAGCUCUUUAGUCGAUUAAAUGAGAGUUUGGAUUCCUACAGCCUAUCAACAUGGAUUGGUCCUUUGUUAGAUGAAUACCAAAUAUCCUUGAGAACUGUUAUUUUUAUCUGUCUCGUAGCUUUAACACUUUUAUGUACAAUUUUAUUACUUUUUUUACGAAAAUGGAAAAACAAAGAGUUUCUUCCGGAAAUGAAAGAACUCGUAGGAGUAGGAAAACCACGAUUCCGCAAACGCGACAAAGUGUUAUUUUACGGGCGGAAAAUGCUGAGGAAAGUCAAAUCGAUCAGUGGACAAGUCCAUGGCACUGGACAAGGAAAAAAACGUAGAGCAGUUAUGAGGUUCGCCAAAAGGCUUUUACAAUUAAAAAAAGAGACUGCUCCUCAACAACUAAAGGUGCUAGAGCCUCCUGCAGAGUACUUGGAAGAAGAUUUUGGUCCUGGUGAUCGUGUACCACCCGAUGCUUUAUAUAUUCUUCAAAGCAUUAGGGUAUUUGGACACUUUGAAAAGCCGGUAUUCCUGAAAUUAUGUAAACAUACAGAAAUAAUAAAUUUACCUGCUGGAACAUUACUAUUUAGAAUCGGGGAUCCCGACGAAAAUGUAUUUAUAGUUCAGCAGGGAUUAGUUAACGUUUAUAUCACUGGACCAGAUGGUAGUCAAGUCCCACUAAAAUUAGUGAAAACAGGAGAAUCUGUAACAAGUCUACUCAGUUUUACUGACGUACUCACAGGUCAUACUAGCACUUAUAAAACUGUCUCAGCUAGAACUGUAGAAGAUUCUGUGGUUGUAAAGUUACCUAUGAAUGCUUUCCAAGAAGUUUUUCAAGACCAUCCAGAUGCAUUUAUUCGAGUUAUCCAGGUCAUUAUGGUACGGCUUCAACGAGUCACAUUUACAGCUUUGCAUCAAUACCUUGGAUUAUCAGCAGAAUUAGUUAACCAAGGAUCACACAAAAAAAAACACAGCCCUUUUUCUGGAUCACCUGUACGAUCGAGAACUCGUGAAAAUUUUCCACAAAUUCCAGAUAAUGCACCUGUGUCGGCAGGAGAAAUUUCAGAUCCUUCUGAUACUCCUCAAGAUUUACUUAGUUCUCAACCUGUAACAAUAAAUAGACAAAGAAAGCAUCCUGAUUGGAAGCAGCCUAAUCAAACAACACCAGACAUGGUUCCAGAAUGUGAUGCACAUUGGUCUAGCUCACCUUUAACAGGCAUUAAUCAACUUCACAGUGGUAUAGCUGAUAUCGUACACUCAAGUGGAGGUAGUUCUUCAUUCAGAAAACGAUCUGUGAUUGAACCUCCUCCUCAACAUGAUGAAGCUUACCUUGUUCAAUUAGCAACUGAAGCGUUUGUUAAAGAACUUGGAUUAGAGGAUGAUACAAUUUUAAAAGACGGUAAAGUUCAGAUACGUGAAGUACCAGCAGGAACUUAUCUCAUGAAAGAAGAGUCUCACAAAGACGUCGCUUUAGUCUACGUUAUCUCAGGAUCAUUAAUAGUAAGCCAGAAAGUAACAGAAGGUCGAGAUUCUAAUGAGGAAGUUCACAUGUUUAGUGCUCAUCAAGGAGAAAUUGUUGGAGGAUUAGCAGUCCUCACUGGAGAGCCAUCAUUUUAUACAAUUCGUGCUAAACAUCCAAGUCGAAUUGCUCUUUUAUCGAAACAAACAUUCUUUGCUAUUAUGCGAGAACAACCAACUGUUGUUUUGCACGUAGCUCAUACAGUUGUACGAAGAUUAAGUCCAUUUGUUAGACAAGUUGACUUUGCUCUGGAUUGGCUAUUUCUGGAAAGUGGACGAGCAGUUUAUCGUCAAGGAGAUGAGUCUGACUCCACAUUUAUUGUACUAAGUGGUCGAUUGAGAUCAGUUAUUACACAUAAAAAUGGAAAGAAAGAAUUAGUUGCAGAAUAUGGUAAAGGAGAUCUAGUUGGCAUUGUAGAAAUGGUUACCCAGACACAAAGAUCAACUACAGUGAUGGCUGUGAGAGACUCGGAGCUUGCAAAGUUACCAGAAGGAUUAUUCAAUGUUAUCAAGCUUAGAUAUCCUAUUGUAGUGACUAGAUUAAUUAAUCUUCUAGGUCAUCGAAUUUUAGGGACAUGGCAACAAGCUAGCAGUAGACCAACGACAAAAGGUCAACAUCGAACUACUGCUGCUACAUUUGAUGCACGACCAGCCCAAGUAAAUUUCUCUACAGUUGCUAUUGUUCCUGUAUCUGAUGAUGUGCCACUCACUGCAUUUACCUACGAACUUUAUCAUUCUCUUUGUGCCAUUGGUCCUUGUUUAAGGCUUACUUCUGACGUAGUGAAGAAAACUUUAGGUACCAGUAUUAUGGAAGCACCCAAUGAAUAUCGAUUAACUUCAUGGCUUGCUCAACAAGAAGAUCAACAUAGGAUUUCUUUGUACCAAUGUGAUUCAGCAUAUACUGCUUGGACACAACGAUGUGUUAGGCAAGCUGAUUGUAUUCUAAUCGUUGGUCUUGGAGAUAAACCACCUUCUUUGGGACGUACAGAAAGAGAAGUGGAACGGUUAGCAAUGAGAACACAAAAAGAAUUGGUAUUAUUACAUAAAGAGCAGAGUGGUCAACGUCCUUCUAAUACUGUCGAAUGGCUAAAUAUGCGAAGUUGGGUUUCUAGCCAUCAUCAUAUACAAUGUCCUAAGAGAAUGUUCACUCGAAGAUCACAGUAUCGAAUUAAUGAGCUUUACUCCAAAGUCCUCAUGUCAGAGCCAAAUGUACAUAGUGAUUUCAGCAGAUUAGCCAGGUGGUUAACUGGAACUUCAGUGGGACUUGUACUAGGAGGUGGUGGAGCUAGAGGAGCAGCACAUAUAGGGAUGUUGAAAGCAAUUCUUGAAGCAGGAAUUCCUAUUGACAUGGUUGGAGGUGUAAGCAUUGGAUCCUUCAUGGGAGCUUUAUGGUGCAUGGAAAAGAAUAUUACAACAACUACGCAGAAAGCUCGAGAAUGGUCUAAAAAAAUGACACAGUGGUGGCGUCAAAUUUUAGACUUGACAUACCCUAUGACAUCAAUGUUCUCAGGAAAAGAUUUCAAUAAAACCAUCCAAGCUACGUUUGGAGAUACUUACAUUGAAGAUUUAUGGCUACCUUUUUUCAUAAUAACCACUGACAUCACAGCUUCUUGUAUGCGCACGCACACACAUGGCCCGCUAUGGACGUAUGUUCGAGCUAGUAUGACUGUUGCUGGUGUUUUCCCACCAAUUUGUGAUCCACUCGAUGGGCAUCUUUUGGUCGACGGGUGUUAUGUUAACAAUGUCCCAGCUGACAUAAUGCUGAGGCAAGGAGCCCAUCAUAUUUUAGCCAUCGAUGUAGGUUCUCAAGAUGACACGGAUUUAACAAAUUAUGGAGAUUCAUUAUCAGGAUGGUGGUUGCUUUGGAAACGAUGGAAUCCUUUUGCUACACCUGUUAAAGUCCCUAAUUUGCCUGACAUUCAAUCGAGACUGGCAUAUGUAAGCUGUGUACGACAAUUAGAAGAAGUGAAGUCUUCAGAUUACUGUGAAUAUAUUAGACCGCCAAUCGAUAAAUAUAAAACCCUACAGUUUGCUAAUUUUGAUGAAAUUAAAGAUGUUGGUUAUCAUCAUGGUAAAACAUAUUUUGAAGGACAGCUUAAAGCAGGAGUAUUGCCUCGAUUUAAUGCAGAUCGAGAGCAUGCGAAAGCUUUAAGAACCAAAAAUCAAGCCUCACAACAAGAUUCUUUCCCUUCAUAUACAUUUACGGAUUUAGCGCAAAUGGUUUGUAAGGUUUCUCGUGGAAAUAAGUACGAUCUGGAUAUCGAUUCCGAGUCUGAAUUUGAAGAAUAUGAAGCAGAUUUGGAAGAAGAUGCGCAAGAAGUAGGCUAUGCAUCAGAACCCACUGCUGGAAUUUUAGACCAGAGCCCUGAUGACAACCGAUUAAGACGUCGACCCGGAGUCUCUUUGAGUUUAUCCGAUACUGAAGCUGAAUCAGAAUUAGAGUACCAUCCAAAGCUAUUUUAAGUUGUAAAAAUAUUUUUACUUAAUCACGUAAAGUACAGUAAGUCUCAAAAAAUUUUAUUAGUUGAUCGUACAAAGAGUAACCGCGUAAGAUGUAUAUAUGAUGUGAAAGUACAAAUUUGGUUAUUUUAGAAAUUUUGUUAAACGAGAUUAGAGCUUACGCCUCUUUAUUACAAUUUACAAUGCAAUGUAUCAUUUUGAUACUCGUACUGAAUUUAUAAUGCAGUGAUAGUUAUAACUAACGUUAUAUAAAAAAAA